This is a messenger RNA of Engraulis encrasicolus (European anchovy), 1897 nucleotides long. Its product is annotated as transmembrane protein 235-like. Gene Ontology annotation, cellular component: apical plasma membrane. The transcript is spliced from 4 exons. Bases 233 to 838 code for a protein of 201 amino acids. Lineage: Eukaryota; Metazoa; Chordata; Actinopteri; Clupeiformes; Engraulidae. The record is from RefSeq and is a predicted model, not a curated record.
CCUGUGAGAUGCGUUUCAUAAGUAAUAAGUUAGGAGGAGAUAUUUUACGUUACUAAUGACAGAGAACAUUGAGAGUGAUUGGACACUAUAUGGUUGUUAACUUCACCAAGUCGGACUGUUAAUCUCUUCAAGAAAACACAAUUAAACUUGAUCCCAAACGUACGGAGAGUUGCGUUACGCGAGCUUCGCUGAUGCGUGGCCGAAGUUCUUUCCGUGCGUCUUGCUGCUCUUCAUGACUGGCUUGUUAACGGUGGCAAAAAUGAAAAUAACUUUUGGCUCCGUGGUCGUCAGCGCUGGUUUGUCGGGCAUUUUGAGCUUCUGUUCCUUGGCCAUCGCCAUAGGCAGCGAGUACUGGUACAUCAUUGAGGACAACAGACCGAACUAUGGAGAGGGCUCUCAUUCUGGACUAUUUCGGACCCACGAAGGGGAUAAGGUCUACACAUUCACUGCAGACACAAAGUCCUAUUCGGACUUGGAGAAGCACAUGCACAACAUGCACACUGCGAUCAUCGUGCUGCUCCCUCUCAGCCUGGUGAUGCUGGUGUUCGGGGGCAUCUGUGCGCUGGUCAGCUCGCUGGCUCGGAGCUCCUCUCUCCUCCUCGGAACCGCCUCCUAUGUGCUGCUCAGCAGUGUGUUGACAUUGUCCGGCGUGUGCCUGUACAUCAGCUACUCCCACCAGGCGCUGGAGGAGACGGAACGACGCCUCGGGCCAGAACAACUGGCCAACGUGCACACGUCCUUCGGCUGGUCUCUGGGCAUGGCCUGGCUCUCCUUCAUCCUGGAGGUGCUGGAAGGACUGCUCCUCUUCCUCGCGUCACGCAUGGUCGUCCCGCCUUAGAGGGGCACGUUCUCUUUUGCCUUCACCGGUAAACACAAUUUAUUCAGCUCUCUGACGAAUUCACCACUACCAGCACUCAACAGCAGCAUCACUCACAACAAAACAACUUCAAUUAUGCCCUUGGCCAUGGAUCAGGUUCAAGCACCUCUACAAUAUUGCUGUGUUUUUUUUUGUUCUUCUGAGAACUCAGUGUGAGUCAUGGAUCUAAGACAAGGCAGAGAGGAAGAGAAGAGGACAGAGAUAGAAACUGACCAACCAACAAUGAACAGAAACAGCAGCGGUUGGCAGUUGCUGGGAAACUCUGGACUAAUCAGUCUUUAUCACAUUUCUUUUCACUGGCAGAUUGAUGGGUGGGUUGAGGUUUUCAAAUUAGUCAGUCAGCUACAAAUUGUUCUGGAGUCAUUGACUUGUAACAGAUGGCAUUCUUCUCAUCACCACCUUGAUGGGAUAUUUUUUUGUGCAAUAUUGUGCAUCAAGUAUUGUGCUUUUGGUCUAUGCCAUGUCAGUGAGGCUACUGUGGUGUAAAAGCUUUUUCUGUGAUUCUUCCUCAGUGACGACCAUGACAAAAAGUUAAAUGUUUCUUCUUUUUUUUUAAAUGGUCUUUUUCGACUUGAUCUGAUAGGACAGUGUGAGAGGUGGACAGGAAGCGAAUUGGGAGAGAGACAGGGAGGGGUUGGCAAAGGAACCGGGACGGGAAUCAAACCCGGGUCAGCCGCAUGGUAGGUGAGUGCCCUACUGGUUGGCCACAGCAGGGCGAAAUGUUUCUUUUUUUCACAUUUUCUUUUAACCAAUUUUUUGUCACUGUCUCCUUAGGCACAAUUGCGAGAAUGUUAUUUUCGGUCCCUUAGAAAUCUGAUUAGCAUCAUUGGGGGGAUAAAGGUGCUGCUGUGUCAUGGAGGAUGUGAGAGGCCUUUUGUCCCAGUGUCUGGCCCUUGACCUGCAAAUUUACUUAGAAUGGCUUUCACGUCUGGGCGUCAGUAGUACCUUCUCGGAGAGAGAGAGAUAUAAUGGACAAUUCAUGAAAGUAAAUGUGCACAUUACGUUUCCCUCCUCUCUCAA